Messenger RNA from Scomber japonicus (chub mackerel), 2987 nucleotides. RefSeq names its product angiogenic factor with G patch and FHA domains 1 (gene aggf1). The record is from RefSeq and is a predicted model, not a curated record. Gene Ontology annotation, biological process: vasculogenesis. Gene Ontology annotation, molecular function: protein binding; nucleic acid binding. Bases 125 to 2401 code for a protein of 758 amino acids. The transcript has 16 exons. Lineage: Eukaryota; Metazoa; Chordata; Actinopteri; Scombriformes; Scombridae.
AAAUGGCGGUCGUGGACAGGGUGGACUGUAAACAUUUCCACGGUUAUAACUGUUGGUUCACGUUCCGUGCUGAGAGGAAAUUCACAACCAAAGAGACGUAAACGAGGCAAACGUUGAAGCCAUCAUGGAGAACGAUGAUGGAGAAAAGGACACUGAGUCUGAAGUGGCCGAGCUUCGUCUCAAAGUAGAUACCUUGAAGCAAGAGCUCAAAGAGUGCAGAGCCGAGCUGAUCAAGGUGCAGAAGCAGCUGCACCAGUCCGAGAGACUACAGAGGAGCACAGAGAGCUACAACGAAGACCUGAGGAAACAGGUUGACCAGCUGAGUGCAGAGAUUCAUGAAAGGAAGAAGAAAGGUAAAGACAGAGUCAACGUUGAGACCCAGACAGAAGAACACGUAUGGACAGAAACUGAUUAUUACAACUACUACUACGGAGGCUGCUAUCAGAACCCCGAGGGAGCUGACACUCAGGAAAGCUCGAUCACAGCGGAUGCAGCUGAUGGCAACGAGACAACAGCUGAUGGCAACGAGGCAACAGAGGUUACAACACCGAACGAAGCAGCAGCUGCAGAUGUGUCAGGUCAACCUGACAGCACUGUAGCAGUCCCCACUGAGGAGGGCGAUGGAGGUUCCAUAGCUGACAUGUUGAGGGCCACUGCUGAGCAGGCUAUGACCCAGACUGGCUUUGUCUUUGAUGAGACAAGUGGCAUGUACUACGACCACAGCACGGGCUUCUAUUACGACUCGGCCAGUCAGCUUUAUUAUGAUGCCAACACAGGCAUUUACUACUACUAUGAUGCAGAGAGCGGACGAUACCAGUUCCAUUCCAAGAUUGAGCUCCCUGCUGCACAAACUGGUACAGAGCCUUGCCAAGACAAGAGUGCUGCUGAAAAGAAAGGCAGACGGGUCAAGAAAGGGGCGAAGAGAACCUCACACCAAGAAGAUAAGGAACUCGUUUUCGAUGAGGUGAAAAUGGAAGAAGAAGAAACUGAGUGGGUCGAACGGAAAACACCCAAGAGGACCAAGGAUUCACGGAAACUGAAGCGAAGGUCUCACAGUCCAGACCUGGCUCCGCAUGGUGAAGACUCCAAACACCGGGAGGAGAGGGACAAAUCUUCAUCAAAGAGGAAGAAACAGAAAAAUGGUUCACACCACCAUGAAAAGGGAAAAUCAAAGAAGAAAAAGAAGAAAUCAAAGUCAGAAGAAGAAAGAAGAAAGAAGAAAAAGAAGAAAAAGAGUCCAGUAGCUCGGAGUGAUGACUCAAAUGGGAACAGCGAGCCAGAAGAGGGCGAGAUCACUGAGUCAGAGAGAGAGGAGUGGGAUUCCACAUCCUCAUUCUCAUCCUCUUCUGUCUCCCCCUCCAAUGAGAGCCCAGAGUCAGAGAUGGAAACUCAGAGUCAGGAAGCUAAAGACAUUUGGCCUCCCUGUGUUAGAGUGACUGUGGUCAGAUCUCCAGUGUUGCAGGUGGGCACUCUGUUCAUCAUCACAGCCGACUCUGCAGCCACCAUUGGCAGAGAGAAAGACAUGGACCAUGCAAUCAGAAUACCAGAAAUGGGAGUCAGCAAGUUCCAUGCGGAGGUGUACUUUGACCAGGAGCAGCAGAGCUACAUGCUAGUGGACCAGGGAAGCCAGAAUGGAACAGUCAUCAACGGCAACAGAAUCUUACAGCCCAAAACCAAGUGUGAGCCACAUGCACUGAUGCACGGUGAUGAGGUGAAGAUGGGAGAGACUGUGCUGUCAUUCCACAUCCACUCAGGGACCGAUACCUGUGAUGGCUGUGAGCCUGGUCAGGUGAUGGCUCACCUCAGCAAACACAGGAGAGGAGAGGAGAGUGCAGGCCCUGCUCUCACCAAAGAGGAUAAAGAAGCACUAAGACAGAAGGAACUGAAGCAGAUGAAGGCCAAAUACGGCCUGCAGAGUAGUGAAUAUGAAGAGGCUAAAACUCUGAGGAACGCCAAAUACAAGGACCGAGCAGAGUCUCGACGACAGAAUGUGGGCAGUGAGGGUGUUUUCCAAAGAAAUGACGCCCCUGCUUCCGUUCAUGUAGAGAUCAGUGAAGUCAAUAAAGGGCGGAAGAUGUUGGAAAAGAUGGGCUGGAAGAAAGGAGAAGGACUGGGUAAAGAGGGAACUGGAAUGAAAAACCCGAUUGAACUUAAAAUAAGAAAGUCCCAGUCAGGUCUAGGGGCCGGUGGCGCCAUGUCUCUAGAUGAUGUCUCUCUGACCAAAUCAAAAUCGCAGAAGAACUGGGAGAAAGCACGAGAGAGGUUCGCUGACACCUGCCAGUCUGAUAUGCUGCCGCCCAAAACACAGAAGAACAAAUCACCCAAAUCCUGGGUAAGAGGAGAAGAACAACCUGAGGCCACAGACACUCCCACAGGUUGUGAUACAGAUGGCCAAAGCUAGGAUAUGGCACAAGUGUGUAUGUUUACAGUGGAUUUAUCAGCCGAGUGGGGAAAUUUGAUGCAUAACAGCAAUUGUGAUAUUUGUAAAUUGAAGUAAAGAUAGUAAAUUGUGUAAUUUCACUUUGUUUUAGUCAAUGAAUGACAAUGAAAUGUUGCUCUGAGAAUCUGACAGCAACGCACUGUCUUAUCAACAAGUUGUCCUGUGCUGUGCAUAAACAUAUGUCCUCGAUUGGUAAGAGUCACUCUCAGUGGUUGCAGGAUGUGGUUCUUCCUCUCCUCAAUAAGCAAACUGUGGAACGUUUACAGUCUAAAACACUCAGAGGAAGAGUGACAGACAAACAUUCACUGUCCAACAUGCCUGCAGUCCACCCCACAGAGGGCAGAGCUGCCACUGUGCCUUUUAAAAACCAAACGGACAUCAAUCGCCUCAAGCAAAUAUUGACACAGUGAUAUAUCUCUCACAGUGAGAUCAUACUGUAUAUUGUGUUUAGACAGUAAUGUAACUUAUCAUCUUAAACCAGUCACAACUGUUGGGGUAUAAUGAUGUUCCAACCCCAUUUUUUUCAUGUUGUACAUUAAAUUUCAGU